ACUUGCCAAAAUCACUAAUUUACUAAACCCAAAAAUAUAAGCAAAAACAAAAAAAAUGGACACACAUCCAGAAACCCUAGAAGACAACGACCAAAACAACAACAACAACAACAUGAUGUUGGAUGAUGAUCAAGAAACACAACAACAUGAAUUUGAAACAUUUGCCAGAUCAUGGCUUUCAACUCUCCAACGACCACUUACCCAAAACGACGUCGAUUCAUGGCUUCAAUCCAACACUUCAUCUCUGCCUGCUCACAUCAAAUCAAUGCCUUCUUCAGAUGUUUAUCUAAUGCUAAAUUCUUUCUUGAAUGAUGGCAAUCUUUCCAAUGAGGAAAAGCCUCCAUAUUAUUUUCAGUUCCAGCGCUCUGAUCAAUGGAAGCCAAUCUAUACAUGGUUAGAGACUUUAAAAACUGAUGAGGUAAUUAAAUCAAAAGAAAUCAUAGAUUGGCUUACUGAGAAUCCAGAGGUCAGGGAUGAUUUGUCUUCAAGACAUUCCCGUUAUCACCUAAUGCACUACAUCAAAAAAUGUCACAUGAAGAUACUGAAGAGGAAAGAGAAAAAGAAGGGAUUACAUACUACCCUUAAAAUAAGUUCUCCGAUAGCUCAGAAGACUGAGGAAAAGAGAUCACUAGUCGUGAUUCCACGUACUAGAGUGGCCAAGCUCCCAAAGGAUAGUCCAAUAUACUUAGUGAAACGAAAUGAAGCUGUUCGAAAAUUUGAGAUCUUGGUUGAAAUGGAGAAACAGCUUGCUACACUCUUCCAAAAUCAAGAAGCUACAAAUGCUAUAGCAGGGCCAUGAGUGACAUAUGUCUAUCAGCACAAUGUACAAGGGACCGUCCACAGCCUAUGAGUGGUACAAAUGUAAUUAUGCUUGUUUAGUUACUAAGCCAGACUUGACCCUCUUGUGCCCUCCCUGUAGGAAAUUUAGAAUUUAGAAGAGCAGCUUACCGUAGUAGCACAAAGAUGUAAACAUAUGUCAAUGCUAGCAGUCAUUCGCAUGGUGUGUUUGUAUUGCCAUCUAAACAGCGUCAUUUUGAAGGUGAAAGCCACGAUGCUAUCAUGAUAUAUGGAUAUAAGACUUCAUUAUUUAAUCUCUUACAGAACAUAAAAGCGGUUUUUUUGGU
Molecule: messenger RNA, 1124 nt
Organism: Erigeron canadensis
Lineage: Eukaryota; Viridiplantae; Streptophyta; Magnoliopsida; Asterales; Asteraceae
Exons: 5
Coding region: 56-799 (247 amino acids)
Source: RefSeq, a predicted model, not a curated record